UGCCAUUUAAAAAAAAAAGAAACAGUCGGCCACGCUUGCUACAGAAAUCAUUUCACUUUUCGGGGGCCUAUUUUCCCCCUUUACGUUUAGUUCCAAUAUUGCUGUAAUUACCUCAUUACCAGAGCAAAACUUUAAAUCGUAAGUCAAAAUUUGAAAUGGCCGACUUAGACGAUUUCUUCGCGAAAAAAGAUCGCAAAAAGUCAAAGGCAGUGAAAAAGUUCGCUACCACAGAUGAGUUAGCCAAAAAAUUGGACGACACUAAACAGAAAUCAGAUGUGAGGCCGAAGAAGGAGCGGCCGGUACAGGAAGGGGAGGAAGGAGGCCGCGCCGGGGAAGAAGAAGAAUGGAAGGAAUACGAGGAACCGGUGAAGGACUACACCGGGCUGAAGAUUCAGGUGCUUCAGGGCGGCAACGGAGCGCCCGAGUCGGGCCGCGACUCAGCCUCGGAGGACGCGCCCUCUGAAGGUGGCAAGGUCAAAGGACCAUGGAAUAAGCCUCAGGCAGACGCGGAAGCGGCAGCGCCUGCGCCUGUAGAGGAGCCCAAGCCGCGCGAGAGCAAGCCCGCCGCCUACGUGCCGCCCUCCUCGCGCAUGCGGCCUGUCGAGAGCGUGCGCAAGAGUACGAAGCACGCGCCGGACAUCCACAACGACGACUACUUCCCGGUGCUGGGCGCCAGCAGCAAGCGCGGCGCGGGCGGCGGCUGGAGCACGGCGGGGGCCGGAGCCACGCGCGACCACAACAACACGCGCGCCCCCCUCGCGCUCGGGAACCGCUUCACCGAGCUGCAGGACGACAGCUAGCCAGCUCGCACAGGUAACAACACGACAUCGUGAUACGCUGCAGUAAAGUGAAGUGUCUAUAUGGACUUGUAAGCGAAGCCAGGCGCAUAGCAUAUACAAUAUAUUACCUACAAACACACACACAUGCAACAGACAGAACAACGUGCAUUUCCUAUUUAUAUAAGCCCCAUACAGUUCCCUUGAAGCGAAAAUGGCGGCGGCAGACAGUUGCUAUUGACAAACUGUUCCAAAUUUGAAUUGUAUUUACUUCAGUGUUAAUUUUAAGCCAGUCACAUUAGUUAAUCGAUUAUUUCUGUAAUCGAUACUUUAUUUUUAGCGACGUCCGUUUCGUGUGAACUGUAGACAAUAAAUUAAUGCCUAAAGUGCUUUCGUCGUACAUUUUGAUGUUAGAAAACACUCAUAUUAGGGAAUACUUUUUUACAUAUGGCAACUGUCUUAAAAAAAGUGUAAAAGCAAGAAAUGAAUGUGCGAUUUGUUAUUUUUUAUGUUUAUAUUGAUAAAUAAAUAAUAAAAAUGUGUCUCGUAUGCGUGGAAAUGGACAUUAAGGGAAAAAAAAAAACAAUUGGUGGAAUUAUUUAUAUACAGAACCAGAUGAUUUAAGUGUUUAUAAUCAGUAAAACCAAGCGUGGAUUAUAGAUUUUUAUAUUUACUAAACAAAAUUGUUAUAAAAAUAAGUAAUAUUUGGAAAAUAAAGUAAAGUGCUCCGGUUAACAACAUUGUACAUUUUGUUUUGAUAGUGCAAUUAUAAAUUCUGUAAUGGCAAAUCAUUGGAAAUAUCUUGUACCAUAGAAAUAAAUUAUGUAUUUAAAACGAA
Molecule: messenger RNA, 1614 nt
Organism: Trichoplusia ni (cabbage looper)
Lineage: Eukaryota; Metazoa; Arthropoda; Insecta; Lepidoptera; Noctuidae
Product: protein CDV3 homolog
Exons: 5
Coding region: 156-800 (214 amino acids)
Cellular component (GO): cytoplasm
Source: RefSeq, a predicted model, not a curated record